AUGCUUGGGGAGGCGGAGCGGCAGGCUCAGGCAGAGGAGGCUUGGAGACAGCAGGAAGCUGAGAGGGUUCAAAAGCUGGAAGAGCAGCGAAAGGCAAGGGAAGAGGUGGAAGCGAGGAAGAAGAGGAGAUCAGAGGAGCUGCAGGGGUUGCGGGCCAAGUUGGAUGCUCUCAAGGUGGAGAAGCUUGACAUGGUGGCGCAGCUGAAGCAGGUGUUGCUGACAGAGGACUCAGAGAAGGCCAGGGCAGCUGCUCUAGCCGCGCUGGAAGAAGGGGAGAUGCUGGUGGAGCCACUCCCCCUACCGGCACCCCAGGGGAUGCCGCACCUGGCACCCAUGCCGAGCGUAGGCUCCAGCGCAUUCCCAUCCAUCACCUCCCCGCAGCCAGCCACCCUCAUGCCUGCAUCCUUUCCCGCUCUGCAGACCCAAGGGUCCUCAGCAGCAGGGUUGCCGCUGCACAUGUCUCAGCCUCUGGCAUCUGUAAACUCUGGAAGAUUGCAGAGCGGGUCAGGCCGCCUCCCUCCUCAUCUUGCAGGCGAUCACCCUAGCAGGGCAACACCAUCCACACUGUUUGGGGCGCCAUCGCUGCCUCCGCAUUUGCAGAAGUGA
Molecule: messenger RNA, 606 nt
Organism: Coccomyxa subellipsoidea C-169
Lineage: Eukaryota; Viridiplantae; Chlorophyta; Trebouxiophyceae; Coccomyxaceae
Exons: 5
Coding region: 1-606 (201 amino acids)
Source: RefSeq, a predicted model, not a curated record